UAAACAUUCCUCCCGAAAGGAGGACAAGCUAAUCGGCCCUUCUGGUUGGAAACAUUAUGAUGACGAAAACUUAAAGGCGACAGAAGACAUGGAACUAGGAAAGGCAAAAGAGAGUGAUGAACCUGCUUAUGUCAAAGGGUACUAUGUGGAUAAGAAGGGGGAUCCGUUGAACAUUACGUAUGGUGGUUUACAUAAAGGAGAUAUUCCAAAAUUUCACAGAGCUGGAAGAGGACAGGUGCUAGGUCUAUCCUCCAGUUGGAAUAUCAAACGGGGUUCUGGGCUCCGAGAAGUUGAGGGGAUAGCUUUACGUAUAGGUCCAAUCGAAGUCAUUCCGACGGGAAUUUCCAUUUAUCUCGAGGCUCUUGUGUCGAAAUGGUGGCUGUGGUGGCAGCCAACCCUUCAACGCGAAUUCGACUCUGACCACAUUCCCCAUUGGCCUUUCAAGGAAGUUCCAAGCAAAAGAGCAGCGAAUCCAGAGAUGAGAGGGAGCACAAGUCACGAAAGGAAAAGCAUAGACGGCGAGAUGAACGUGAACGGUCACAUAAGCGACGAUCCAGAUCUCGCUCUUCAUCCAGGGAGAGACAUUCCAAAAGGAGUAAACAUUCCUCCCGAAAGGAGGACAAGCUAA
Messenger RNA from Acaulospora colombiana, 628 nucleotides. NCBI's taxonomy places the organism in Eukaryota, Fungi, Glomeromycota, Glomeromycetes, Diversisporales, Acaulosporaceae. The record is from the annotation of a GenBank genome assembly.